Molecule: messenger RNA, 756 nt
Organism: Dicrocoelium dendriticum
Lineage: Eukaryota; Metazoa; Platyhelminthes; Trematoda; Plagiorchiida; Dicrocoeliidae
Source: the annotation of a GenBank genome assembly
UGGUAUUGUGAUUGUUGUAAGUUGGUGUUGGGGGUGGGUGGGGGUGGGGGGGGGAGUGGGGGGGGGGGGGGGGGGGGGGGGGGGGGGGGGGGGGGGGGGGGGGGGGGGGGGGGGGGGGGGGGGGGGGGGGGGGGGGGGGGGGGGGGGGGGGGGGGGGUGGGGGGGUGGGGGUGGGGGGGGGGGGGGGGGGGGGGGGGGGGGGGGGGGGGGGGGGGGGGGGGGGGGGGGGGGGGGGGGGGGGGGGGGGGGGGCGGGGGGGGGGGGGGGGGGGGGGGGGGGGGGGGGGGGGGGGGGGGGGGGGGGGGGGGGGGGGGGGGGGGGGGGGGGGGGGGGGGGGGGGGGGGGGGGGGGGGGGGGGGGGGGGGGGGGGGGGGGGGGGGGGGGGGGGGGGGGGGGGGGGGGGGGGGGGGGGGGGGGGGGGGGGGGGGGGGGGGGGGGGGGGGGGGGGGGGGGGGGGGGGGGGGGGGGGGGGGGGGGGGGGGGGGGGGGGGGGGGGGGGGGGGGGGGGGGGGGGGGGGGGGGGGGGGGGGGGGGGGGGGGGGGGGGGGGGGGGGGGGGGGGGGGGGGGGGGGGGGGGGGGGGGGGGGGGGGGGGGGGGGGGGGGGGGGGGGGGGGGGGGGGGGGGGGGGGGGGGGGGUGGGGGGGGGGGGUGGGGGGGGGGGGGGGGGGGGUGGGGGGGGGGGGUGGGGGGGGGGGGGGUGUUUUUUUUGGGGGGGGGGGUUGCAGAAGAUGAAUUUGGGGGGGGGAAUAAAUUGA